This is a messenger RNA of Acanthaster planci (crown-of-thorns starfish), 3105 nucleotides long. RefSeq lists its product as uncharacterized. The record is from RefSeq and is a predicted model, not a curated record. NCBI's taxonomy places the organism in Eukaryota, Metazoa, Echinodermata, Asteroidea, Valvatida, Acanthasteridae.
CCCAAAAUCGCGGCACUCGGGGCGCACGUGCACCAUUCUGUGUCUGGCAGCGAUAGGGUGUGGGUUGCGCUUGAAGAGACCUCCGUGGCUGAAAACUGGUUGAAGACCGGACGGUAUGCAACCCUGAUCUACACAGAGGACACACCCUUGUCACCCACGCAACCAUGCUUAUUCUACCGAGGCUCACUGUCCUUCUUGCCUUCCUGGGCGCCCUUUUUGGGCAAUCGGCCGCCAGGUUCGGCGACGCCAUCGAGGAUAAGGUGUCUGAUAGCCGGUUCCGGAACAUGGGGCAGGCCUACAUCUCACAAUUCGAAAUAGUCGACAGUACGACGAAAUUUCAAGUCGUCUUAGAGGACACCUUGAACGAGCCCGAGUACUGGGUGGUUGAUUUUCAGCAGUACGGCGCUGAAGGUCUCACGGCUGUCGAUACCCAAACCGGCAGUAUUCACCCUGAGAAUACUGGCGAGUGCUCCAGCGUCAUCUUCAGUGCACCCUACCAAGAGGAGAAUGUCACGGUUGGCUACUACUUCAGUGACCAGGGCAAUUUCGUGAGUAGAAACGUGAGCCUAACUGACAAUCAGAUAGACGGCAGUGGAGCAAACAAACGUCUCUUCACCAGCUACCAACGCGGAAGCAACUUCACGGAACCCGACAGCGAUGGAAACGACAUCCAAAGACGAAACUAUGUCCUGUCGUUUGAUGAUGAUUUUGGUUACUUUUUCAACUGCACUGACACGAACGGCAUGAAUAUCUGGGAGUUCUCCAAUACGACCGAUACUAUCGAGUUCCGAACGACAAUCUACUUCACCAAUGUCAGGCCUGUGGACCCCACUGACGGCACGAAGGGUAUGUCCUGGGUAACGUCCAGUGUGGAUCUGUUCUACCGCCUGAAUCGAGUAGCCAUCGUCAAUUUCAUUGUCAGCUCCAUCGCCUUGGUGAAACCAGUACUGGACUUCGUCAUCAUUGACUUGUAUUUCCCGCCGGCAACACCGACUAUUCCCGAUACCAAGAAAGUUUCCAUCGAGAUGCAAUUCCAGACCACCAUUGAGUCGCCAAAUGGUGAGUUGUUGGCGUUGUACAACAGCACCUCGUUUAAAUACCUGCCCAAGAAUGAAACCGCAGCCAGCUUCAUCAACUUCGACUUGGGCUACGACUUUCCGAAUGGCACCCAACAGUGCCAAUACGUGGGAACCGCAAGAUGCCGACAGAUUUGGAAUUUCAACUUCGUUCUCGAACUAGACGUGGUGGUCACAGAUGACGACAUGCCAAUUGAUGCCACAGGUACUUUCAAGUUUUUGUUCGCCAAGUACCAGUGCAAUGAUCCCACGGAGAAGAAACCGAUCGAUUGUAUCGAGAUGAACGUGGAUCCUCUGACAAUUUCCCUCGAGGUUACAAUACAGACUGUUGUUCAGGUGGUGGAUAGCACCUCAGAUACCCCGACUAUUCAGCUUGUUUCACUCACCGGCAAUAACGGGGAAGAUCUGCGGAGCGGCGGAGGGAGACGAGGCGUCAAUCAUUUGGAGCCUGUCAGCAUCGUCGUUCAAUACUUCCCAGAAUUCCUCCGGAGAGACUUUGAUCUAGAGUUGACCCUCUUCAUGGUGUGCAAGUCCAACUUGCUUAGCUCGGAUGCAGGGUGUCUCAGUGCUCCGCAGGCUCAACGCUACGUCGCCUACUCCAAUGCCAACUUUCAGUUCGCCGUCGAAACUGAUAACAACGGUGACUCCACGACUGUUACCUACGACUCGAGUAGCCUGACGAACGACAACAAAGUGCAGAAGCUCACGACAAACGCGUACGACUCGACCAACGAGGUUUACAACAUGGGUUUCACCAACACAGCGCUGUCGCAGGACCGGUUGACGUACACGAUCACCACCGUGUUCCGACUCGUGCAGAAGCCCAGUGCGCGAAGGAGACGAGCCAUCGCUGCUCGGACGCAGCUGAUACUGACGUCUUCCCUCGACGGCGAUGUGGAGCGAAUGGCCCGGGGCCUAAUGGCUUACGGACUGCCAAGAGCCCGGACGAGACGAGAUAUCAUGGAAGCCGUUGCAGACCCCCAAGGUCACAUAUACACGCUGACAUUCAACGGCUGCCCGGCAAACUCCACGUUCAACGCCGGUACCUAUCACUGCCAGUGCGACCGAGAAAGCGAACGCUACAGCACGGAAUCGUUCACGUGUCAGGGGCCCAAGUCCCUCCCGCCUGGAUUGGCCCCCGUUGAUGUUGUCGAAGAUCUCCAGGAACCCGAUUCUGGGAGGAUGCCUUCGUCCGGCAUCAGUACUGCCCCCGACUCCGCCCUGUUCUACGCCGUAUUAACAGUAUGGUUCACUGGAUUCUUGUGCUUACUGUAAAGUGGUGAAUCCUUUUUCACAUAAAUUCAUAAGCCGCUAGUUUAAUUUCACUUUUUUUGAAAUAGAAUUAACUGCACAUCACAGCAUCUCUGCACAGAGCACUUUUGAAAUGGCUAUUGUUGUCCGCUUUUUAAUAUUAAACAAGAAUAGGUGUCGGUCCCAUUGAAGUUUGUGUUACGCUUGGAUGAACGUUCCUUCUCAAUCUUCAUUACAGACUUUUUGAUUUGAAGUUUAUGAUUCAAAAAUCUGAAGAGAAAAUAUUAGUCUGGAAUCAACACUCUUACUGUUUGCAAGUAGGCAUAAGGCUCUGCUUUCACUCUAACCGCAAGAUUUGAUUUAAACUUGAAUGUUACUUUGAAAUUCCAGAUUGCAUUAUGUUUAAGAUCUUUUGAUUUUGCUUCAGACUCGAUGUGCAUUUGAAAAUUUUACAAUCUUGAAUUUAUUUUAUUCAAAGUUGAGUCUUGACUUUAAAUUGGUUCGACCCCCUCGUAUUUGUAUAAAAUCUUCCUAGUACUUUGUGUUCAAUAAAAAUGUGCUAGUUUAUAUAAUUUAAGAUGAAGACUAAAAAUAUAAACAGGGCCCUUUUUCUGUGAAAAAUUAUAUUGAACAUUAAUUAAUACAAGAAGUUUGUUGUUGAAUUUGUGAUUUAGGUGUAAGAAUUUUCUAAAGCCAACGUUUUAAAAGAUAUAGGACUCAAAGGCGUAACUUUUGUUUCUUCCUUGAGCUAUUAAAAGAACGUAUAUUUUUGGCUAAA